AGUAAUAAGACUUCAUUUCCUGAUAAAUUGCUCCCCUUUUUAUCAUGAUCCUUUCUUGACUCUCAAAUCUUAAGUAUGACGAAAGGGAAGUAACAAGGUCAAAGGUUGUAUGAAUGGGGAUGUUGUGUACUUCAAAGGAAGUGCGAUAUCAAAUUACACUAGCGAGUCGGUAAACUGUUAUUUGGUCGCAAGGAAUAUACUCAGUCCAUUGCAUAAUGCUCAUGAUUUGAAAGUAAAAAAAUUCGAACUUCAAAAAAUUUUUGAAAUAAAAAAUUUACUCUGAAAUGGACAGCAAAUUAAUUAGUGCAGUUACUUUUUGGCUUUGUGUUUUAUAUGUUUGGGAUUAUAGAAGUGUAUUUGGCAAUACUUACACAGACAGAGAUUCUGAAAUUAGUUCCUUUUCUGGUAGUCAAUAUUCAAAUAGUUGUGUUAAUCAUGUAAUUUAUUUAAAAGAAGAAAAUGAAAAACUUCAGCAAGAAUUGGAUUUUUUUAAGUACAAAAAUACAGAAUUACAGUUAGAAGUAAAUUCUUUAUCCGGCCAGUGUGGAGUUAUUCAACACUGCCAAUCAGGAGGCAUAUUUUAUGCUAAUGGAGAUAUAUGGUAUCCAGAUCCAUGUACAACAUGCAGGUGUGAGAAUCAUAGAAUAAAUUGCUAUACAUCUUUCCAUUCAUCUCACUGUGAACUUCAAUGUAAUGAAAAUACUUGUUUGAAUGGUGGGGCUUGUAUGAAUUCUCUUGGAAGCCAUUCAGUUCAAUGUGAUUGUCCAAAUGGAUUUUCAGGUCCAUUGUGUGAACAAUCAAUUACUAGUUGCACUCCUACUAGAACAGGAAAUAACUGCAAUCAUAAUCAGUCUAUUUGGUUCUUUGAUUCCUACUCAAAUCAGUGUAAAUCAACAAAAACAGGCUGUUUUGAAAAUGGUUCAACCUUCACGACUUUUGAGGAGUGUUCUUCGUCAUGCUUACAAGGAACUUGCUGUUACCGUAUGAAGAUAGGAGAUUUACACGAUGUAAUUUGCCAGGCUGAAACAAUGAAAAAUUGCCAAGUUUUGUGUCAUGAUGAAAAUGUGGAAGUCUUAGGCUAUUAUCCAGGAAUAAAAUGUCCCCCUGAAGGCUGUGGAAUGAUAGCAUCAAAAGUUUGCCAUACAGGAAUAUCUCUAUAUAGUCCUGGAUCAGAAUUUUCAUUUGGAUGCGACAAAUGUGAAUGUUUAGAUGAACAUAUCUCAUGCACUUGUCCCUCUCUGAACAUACGCCGAGAAAUUCGUGACCUGAGCUAUGCUGAACGCCUUGAAUACCAAAAAGCAAUAUCUCAUCUCUAUGAAGGAAAGGAUAAAAGUUUGUGGACAUCUUUCAGAAAUUUAUAUGUUACCCACGUGAUGCACGCAAACUCUCCUCAAUAUUUCCUAUUCUGGAAUCGAUACUUUCUUAGAACUGUUGAGAGACAUUUGCAAGAAUGGAAUUGUUCCAUCACCAUUCCUUAUUUUGAUUUUUCUUUGGAUGCUGGUAAUUUAUCAUCUUCAAUAAUUUGGAGACCAGAUUUCUUUGGGUCAGCACAUUGCAAUGAAAAUGGUUGUCAAGAACGUUUCAUUCCAAAUACCGAAAUUGCUUGGACACCUUGCAUUACAAGAAAAGUAAAAACAAACGGAAAUUCACCAACUAUGAUAGAUCUAGCUUUAGCUUUAACAAAACCAGAUUUUAUGAAAUUCACGACAGCGCUUCAAGGAAUUUCUAGUUAUUUGCAUAAUUUUAUAGGAGGGGAUAUGGAAACUACCAACAGUCCUUUUGAUCCAAUCUAUUAUUCUCUGCAUGCGUAUAUUGAUAUGCUGUUCUGGAAGUGGGAAAAGCGUCAUAUCCACCAAAGCCUAGAAAAUUACGGAGCUGAUAUAUUGGAUUUAAAUUUAAUACCCUUCAAUACAAAACAAAAAUUUCUUAUUGAUUCUGAAAAGAACCUUUGUGUAUCUUAUAAUUCCGAAGAAUUCAGAGGAGCAAAUAGAGAAAGUUUCUCAACUUCAAACAGAGCGACAUAUCAGAACAGUUAUUCAUCUGGAUGUGCUUACGAGUGUGGAAAUGAAGAAGAGAUUCGAAAUGUUUUAGAUGCUGGACGUAGAAUUCAAUCAGUUCUUUAUAAUCAGGAAGAAACAUUUCUAAAAACUCUUCCGAGAACAUGCUUGUCUCCUUCCGAUUUACCUACCACUUACACAAAUCAGAUAUGGAAUGUCCAACCUGAUGAUUUUGAGAUGCAUUCGAAUUUUCAACCAGUUACAAUGAAAUCAGAAUUGUGUGAUAAAUUUUGCUUCACUGCAGAUAUUUUCCUUUCACCUGAAAUAAGUAAUCCUUCUGAAAAUUCCUGCUCUUCUAAUGAGCUUUCCGUACCCGUAUGUGAUGAGUCAGCUCUAUCAAAGUGUCCUUAUUACACUUACGCUCCAUGCAGACUUUCUUUAUGUGGAAAUUGUUCCCUAACUUGUCACGUGAAUAAUCAGGAUAUAGAAUGCAAAGAAUCAGCAUUAGAUUUUUGCAGUCCUAAUCCUUGUAAACACGGUGGCCUUUGCCAACCAUCUGAAUGGCCAACUCUUCCACAUUUGAUAACUUGCGAGUGCCAGCCAGGUUUUGAGGGUCAAUUUUGUGAACAGCUUUCAGUUCAACGUUGCUCUUUACCCCUAGAUCAAGGAAAAUUGAUUAAUGGCUGUGGUUCUCCUAUCAAACGUUGGUACUUUGACGUUCAGAAACAAGAUUGUGUAUCGUUUUUCUAUCAAGGAUGUGUUGGAAAUGCAAAUAAUUUUUUUUCUUAUUAUGCUUGUCGCGUGUCUUGCAUGAUUGGUGCUUGCUGUUGGAGAUAUCCUCUGUUUCCUAACAGAAUAAUAGGAUAUACCACCGAUGGAUAUGACAGGUAUGGUUUUAAUUUGGAUGGAAGAUCAAAAGAAAACGAGAAACGAAAUGCAGAAAAUGGUUUUGGUGGUUCAAAAGGAAUUUUCAGGUUUAAUGGAUUAGACUAUCAAGGUUAUGAUAAAAAAGGAUUUAAUGCAUCCAGAUUAGACAGACAAGGCUAUAAUUUUGAUGGAUAUCACAUUAAAACUAAGUUCAAUUUGUCUGGAUACAAUUCUUUCGGAGAUUAUGAUGGAAUUAUUGAAUUUGGUGAGUCUAGUUACAAUAAUGAAGGAUAUAAUAGAGCAGGUUUCAAUUGUCAAGGCAAUAAUGUAGAAGGAUGGGAUAACUAUGGUACAAGUAAUGGAUGGAAUUUUGAUUGCAGAGCAAUGAAUCUGAAAGACUGUCAGAAGAUGGAGAAAGAUUCGCCAACAUCGUACCAAGUAAUAUCUUUUACACCUGGUAAAAGAUGCGAGGAAGUAAAUUGUGAAAAGAAAUGCGGAUGCAAUUUUCUUCAUGAUAUCUACUCAAUACAUGAGCAAAUCCCUAUUGGUUGUGGUAAUUGUGAAUGUUCGGAAACUGGUCGAAUUUCCUGCCCGUGUGCUACAGUGAGCAUGCGCAAAGAAAUUAGGGAUAUGACAACUGAAGAUUUGAAACGAUUUCAAGAUGCUGUUAAGUACCUUGCGUUAAAAGGUCAUCCAUCAAUUUGGCAAAAUUUAACGAAUAUAUUUACAAAUGCUUUACCACAGUUUCAUGGAAACCCAUAUUUCUUGCCAUGGAUUCGAUAUUAUUUACGCUUAGUCGAAAUGAAAUUACAAGAAAUCGAUUGCUCGGUCACGUUACCAUAUUUUGAAUGGACUAUGGAUGUUGGAAGCUUAGAUUCAUCAUUUGUUUGGCAGGCAAAUAUUUUCGGCGGGAAUGGUGACAGAACUAGAAAUUAUUGCGUUAGGAACCACCCUUUUAAAAGUCACGAACCACCAUAUUGGAGUGCUUGUUUGAGACGCAAUUUUAAUCUCUCAGUGUCUUUGCCAAACGCUGUAGAGAUUGAAAAAGUUUUAAGAUUGCAAACAUAUGAGGAAUUUAACUACCAAAUCGAGGAGAUCAGUAGCUUGUUUCAUUUAUUUGUUGGAGGACACAUGGCAACAGCUGAAGCUGCAUAUGAUCCCAUUUUCUUUGCUCAUUAUGCUUUUAUUGAUAAACUUUGGGAUAUAUGGGUCGCUAGAGACCCAAACCGUUUGCUGACUUACCCACAAGAUAAGCGAUAUAUACCCUUGGCGCCUUUUAGUGUACUGCCUGAUGAUGUGUUUCUCAGUGAAUUUCAGCUAUGUGUACAUUACAUUGAAAUCACAGAAGGGGCACCAUGUACCGAUGACUCCAUGGCUGCUUUUCAUGAUAAAUAUAUGGACAACUCGCAAUUCAAAACAUUCGAUAUAAGUGGCUAUGAUGUAGAUGGUUAUGAUUCCUUUGGAUAUGAUCGCAUGGGAUAUACAAAAACAGGAUUUUCUAGAAAUUCUUUUAAUCGAGAUGGAUUAGAUGCGUCAGGUUUCGAUGAACAAGGAUUCAAUCGCUAUGGGUUUGAUAGAUAUGGAUGCAACUCUAUGGGAUUUUGUUUUCCAAACUCUCUUGAUGGUUCUGCUGCUAUUCCAAUGCCAUCUCCUUGGGAGGAAUUCAGUGAAUUAGGUUAUAGACCGACCGGUUUUGAUUUUCAUGGCUAUGACAUAUACGGUUUUGAUUCUAACGGGCGUGAUGCAAAUAAUUGUUCAUACUUUUUUAAUGGUCCUUUUUAUCCGAUAUUCAUGAAAAAUGCCAAACGGAAGUUAAAUACAUUACAUCCGGAGGAACUUGAUCAAAUUAAAACGAUUUGUUUUGGUAUAUCCGAUGUUCCAGAAUGGUGGUUAAAUCUCUAUUGGAUGAAUAGAGUAAAUCCCGACAGAAAAAUUCACAUUUCUGCUGCUGUAGAAGAUUCAUAUUCUCCUUUCUUUGGAAAAAACCAAAUUUGGUUGGCACCAACGCCAGAUGAGAGAUUCUGUUUUCGUCUAUAUCAUCACUCAAAAUGUGAUUUGAAUAAACCUCCGAUACCUUGUCCAUUUCAUACUUGCAAUUCUGCUGUCUGCCCAACUGUCCCAAGUGCUCGAUGCAGAAGUUUUGGCUGCGGGUCGUGUGAAGCAAAUUAUUUGAAUGUCAUAACACAGAAACCAACAUCUUGCAAUCAAAAUGAUUGUAUUUCAAUGGACGGAAAUAUAAAAGUUGAUGGAGACGUUUGGGAAGAAGAUUCGUGCUACAGUUGCAAUUGCCAGUCAGGAUUAGUUUCUUGCUCAUCAAUUCAGUGUGAAACAGAAUGUGAUCAUCCUGUUGUUGUUCCAGGCUCCUGCUGCCCAAUUUGUGAUGGCUGUAAAAAGGAUAAUAUAAUGUAUACAAAUGGACAAGACUUUAUAGAUGCUCACAAUCCCUGUUUAAAAUGUCUAUGUCAAAAGGGUUCAAUACUGUGCACUUCUGUGGCAUGUGAGCCAAUGAAGCCAUGUAUGGAAAGCGCUCUUGUGACUUUGCCAGGAGAAUGUUGUCCAAAAUGCUCGAUGUGUGGACCUCAUCAGGAAAAUUCUCAUUGGAAAGAGAGUCCUUGUCACAACUGCACAUGCAAGGGUGGUAAUGUUCAUUGUACCGUCAUCGAAUGUUCCUUACCUGGUUGCCAAUAUCCGGCACGAACUCCAGGAGAAUGCUGCAGACAUUGCGAAGAUUGCGAAUACAGAGGAAAUUAUGUGAAACACUCGGAAGAAUUUUACCCUGAAAGUUGUAUCGAAUGUGUAUGUCAGAAAGGGAAUAUUGCUUGCCAGAAAAUUGACUGCUUUCAUUCUAUUUGCAAAAACCCUGAUGCUCAACAUGAAGAAUGCUGCCGUCUUUGUCAGAAAGAUUGUCAGUAUGACGGAAAAGUGUAUGAAGAUGGUACCAUUUUUCAACCCAGUUUUAAUCCUUGUAUGAACUGUUCCUGCGAAAAAAGUAUAGUUCGUUGUCAACCUAUUAAAUGUCCAGAUACAGAAGAUACAUGUGAAAUUCCUGUGUUUCCACCAGGUGGAUGUUGUCCACAAUGCCCAAAGUGUACAUUUGAAAAUAAAGAGUAUACCAAUGGUCAAAGAUGGAAAAUUUCAAAUGAUUCUUGCGAAACGUGUGUUUGCAUGAAUGGAGUUGUUAUGUGCUCUGAACGAGAAAGUUGUCCUCACCAAACUUGUACGCAUGGUGUCAAACCACCUGGUGAAUGUUGUUCAUCAUGUAUUGAUUGCAGAUACAAGAAUCAUUUAGUUCCAGAUAAAAUGCAGUUUUCUCCACCAGAUGAUCCUUGCUCACGUUGCCAAUGUCAAAGAGGAAAUAUUACAUGCGUGAGAGAAAAAUGUCCAACUCUUCUUUGUACUGUUACUGAACUACCGGCUGGUUCUUGCUGCUCAGUCUGUAAAGGUUGUGUCAAUAGUGUAGGUCAAGUUGUUGAACAUGGCCAAAAAUGGAUUCAUCAUUCAGACAUCUGUCAAAUCUGCUCUUGCUCGGAUAGCGUCACCAAAUGUGAGAGAAUUACUUGCAAAAUUCCUUGCACACAUCCAGUGAUGAAACCUGAAGUUUGCUGUCCUGAGUGCAAUGGUUGUCAGGUUUUGGGUAGAAUUUAUCAAAACAGUGAAGAGAUACCAUCAAGCGAUCGAUGCAGAAGAUGUGUUUGCUAUGGAGGUAAUAUGGAAUGUGAAUCCGUAAGCUGUCCGACUGUCACUUGCUCAAAUCCAAGAAAAGAAGCAAAUAAUUGUUGUCCAGUAUGUGACGAAUGCAACUUUCAGGGUUUGGUUUACAAAGAUCGAGAAAGGUUUACACCUAAAUCAGAUUCUUGCUACUCUUGUUUAUGUGAUAAAGGAGCUGUUAGCUGUGAAAGGCGUGAUGAUCGAUGCAAUCCUCAAUGUAGUGACCCUGUAAAACUACCCGAUCAAUGUUGUCCAGUAUGUGAUGGUUGUUUCUAUGAAGGAAGAACUAUGAAAAAUAAAGAACGUAUCAUACCUAACUCAGAUGAGCCAUGCCUCAUGUGUGAGUGUCUUAAUGGCAACAUCAGAUGUUAUAAGCAGCCUUGUCCUCAACUCAACUGUUUAAAUCCUGUUCGAUUAGAAAAUACAUGCUGUGAAGAAUGCGUUGACUACUGCAUGGACUCAAAAGACAAUAAUAAAGUUCACAAUGAAGGCGAAGUGUGGGUAUCCUUUGAAAAUAAAUGUGACGUCUGUACUUGUAAGGAUUCAAUUAUACGAUGCCAACCUGCUAGCUGUCCACCUACAUCUUGUUUACAUCCAGCUGCCCCAUUCGGGGUAUGUUGUCCUGAAUGUGACCAUUGUCAAUUUACUCAUAGAUUGUAUAGAAAUGGGCAAGAAUUUACUCAUGAAGACGAUCCGUGCCAAAUCUGUAAAUGUCAGAAUGGUUCUGUAUCAUGUGAUACAAUUGUCUGCGAUCCCCUACCUUGCAUGCAUCCAGAGAAUUUAGAAGGAAUGUGCUGUCCAAUAUGCAGUCCUGAAGUCAAAUGUCAUCAUCUAGGUAAAACAUAUGAUGCAUGGGAGAAUGUAUUAGAUCCUGAAAAUCCUUGCAGUGAAUGUGUUUGUGUUGAUGGAGUGUUUAGCUGUCAUCCUGUUCUUUGUUUGAAUACGGAAUGCUCAAAUCCACAAUUGGGACACUGCUGUGAAUCAUGCGAAGGUUGUUCUUAUGGUGAAAAGAAUUAUCUUGAUCAUGCUACAUUUUAUGAUCCACAUAACACAUGUCGGGAAUGCCAGUGCCAAACAGGAAUAAUAUCAUGCCAACAGAAAUCAUGCUCUGUGGUCCCAGACUGCUUGAAACCUAUUUACAUUGAAGGACAAUGUUGUCCAGUUUGCGAAGAGUGCUUCUUUAAAGGCCGUUUGUAUCCUAAUGGUGAAAGGUUUCUAGAUCCUGACAACCCUUGCAACGAAUGUUUUUGCGAAUACCCAGAUACAAUUUGCGAAUUAUCAGAGUGUUCUAAUAAUGAUUGUCUCGAUACCCAGAACAACAUGUGUGACAUCAGAAAUGCAGAGUGCUACUUUUAUGAAGAUACAUAUGAGUCAGGAGCAGUUUUUACUCAUCCAGAAAAUGCAUGUGAAAUUUGCAGUUGCAUGGAUGGAAGAACUACUUGUUUUGAAAGAAGUUGCCCAGCAGUUCGUUGUUCUCACCCAGUUCAAACAAGCUGUUGUUCUGUAUGCACUGAUGGUUGUUGGUUUGAUAAUACAAUUUACGCUGAAUCGCAAGUAUUUGCCAAUCCUCAAAAUCCUUGCAACGAAUGCACUUGUCAAAAUGGUAAUGUUACAUGUGGAAAUAAAGAAUGUCCGAAAGUUGACUGUGAAUAUCCCAUUAUACUUGACUGUUGUCCUACAUGCAGAGAUUGUUCUCAAAAUGGUGAAAUAAUACCAGAUGGACAAGUUCUGGACUACAUAAGCUCAAAUGAAUGCGAAAUUUGCUCUUGCAAAAAUGGCAAUAUUGAAUGCCAUGCAAAAACUUGCGAGGAAAUACACUGUUCUAAUCCAGUAAUUAUCGAUUGUUGCCCUGUAUGCAAUAUGGGAUGUUUGUAUAAUGGUCAAAUUUAUGAUUUUGGAUCUGAAAUACUGAUACCUGAAAGUAUCUGUGACACUUGCAUAUGUACAAAUGGUAGUAUAGAAUGCAAACAAAAGACUUGCAAUGAAGUAGAAUGCUCCAAUCCAAUCAUAAAAGACUGUUGUCCUGUUUGUGAUUCAGGAUGUUCGCACAAUGGUGAAAUUUAUAACAUUGGAGAAGAGAUUGAAUUUUCGAUUAAAUCCUGUGAAAUCUGUAUUUGUACUGGAGGAAAUAUUGAAUGCAAUCCAAAAGCUUGCGACAUCGUUCAUUGCACUGAUCCAGUUAUUAAGGAUUGUUGUCCUGUCUGUGACUCAGGUUGCUUUUAUGAGGGUAAAAUUUAUAAUGUUGGUGCAGAGUUUGAUGAUCCAAAAGAUAUUUGUUCAGAAUGUGCUUGCAUGGAAGGUUCAGUUUAUUGUUCAGAAAAGCCAUGUGAAACUGUUACCUGCAUGAAUCCCAUUACAGAUGACGAACACUGUUGCCUUUACUGUCCUGAUCAUUGCAUUUAUAAUGGGCAAAGAUAUGAACUUGACGCUGUGUUUAAUCACGAAAGUGAUCCUUGCAAAGAAUGCUCUUGCAACAAUGGUGAUGUUUUUUGUAACGUUAAAGAUUGUCCCCCAAUAACUUGCUUAAAUCCAGCUCCCGGAGAAUGUUGUCUAGAGUGCUCAAACUGUCGCUAUCAUGAACAAAUUUAUGCAGAUAAUAAGAAUUUUACAAAUCCCAGAAAUCCAUGCGAAACUUGUUUAUGUUCCAAUGGUGAUGUUUUAUGUGACGUUAGAGAUUGUCCCCCAAUAACUUGCUUAAAUCCAGCUCCCGGAGAAUGUUGUCUUGAGUGCUCAAACUGUCGAUAUCAUGAACAAAUUUAUGCAGACAAUAAGAAUUUUACAAAUCCUAAAAAUCCAUGCGAAACUUGUUUAUGUUCUAAAGGACAAGUAGCAUGUGCAAGAUAUUCAUGCGUUCAAUGUCUUCAUCCUACAUUAUUUGAUUCAAAAUGUUGCCCAAUCUGUGAUGGAUGCUCUUUUGAAGGAAGAAAUUAUUCUAACCAAGAAAUAUUUAUAUCUUCUAGUAAUCCUUGUGACGAGUGCAUAUGCAAAAAUGGAACAGUUACCUGCCACUCUCUGCAAUGCAGCCAACCUAUUUGCAGUAAUCCUAUUUUAAUGCCAAAUACAUGUUGUCCUAUAUGUCCAGGCUGCGUUAUUUCAGGAAUUCAUUUUGAGCAAAACAAAGAAUUUACUCAUCCUGAUGAUGUUUGCGAAAAGUGUAUCUGCCAGGUAGGAGAAGUUGCUUGUAAAAGGCAAAUCUGUACAAGAAAUUGCACUCAUCCAGUACCAGAUCCUUGUUGCUCAAUGUGUGAUGAUUGCAUUUUUGAAAGCAUCCACCGUUCCAAUGGUGAAGUGUUUAGACCUGAUGCUUGUAGAAAAUGUGAAUGCAAGGACGGUAAUGUUCACUGUUCAUCAGAAAUUUGCCCAGAACUCAAUUGUAAACUGAGAGUCAGAAAUCCAGGGCAGUGCUGUGAAACAUGCAGAGGUUGCGUAUACGAAGGUAAUGAAUAUGAAAGCGAUGCAAUGUGGAUUUCUACAAGUAAUCCAUGCUUAUCCUGUAUGUGCAAAGGUGGAACAGUUUCCUGUACAAAUAUUGUGUGUCCUGUAGAAUGUGUUGAGCCAAUACCCGUUCCUGGUCUUUGCUGUCCCAGAUGCCCUGGCUGUGAAAGAGAUGGGGUCAAGUAUAAAUCUGGCGAACGUUUCAUACCUCCAUCCAAGCCAUGUGAUUCUUGCGUUUGUGAUUCUGGAAAUAUAUUCUGUCUGACACAUGAAUGUCCUAUUCUAAUAAACUGUCCAGAAGAGUCUAUCAAACCUCCAAGCAAUGGUGAAUGCUGUCCUACUUGUGCAGCUUUUGGUUCUUCAUGCACACGGGACCAAAUUGGGCAACUUUUCUAUCCAUAUCCUGAUCCUUGCUUUUCUUGUCAAUGCUCUGAAAACUUUAUGUGGAUUUGUUCGAAAGAAUUUUGUCCAGUUUUAAAUUGCCCUCCUGCUGAGAUACUAAAAACUGAGAAAGAUUGCUGUCCUAAAUGUAAAGUUUGUAUUUCUGAAGGACAUGAAGUCCAUUUACAUGGAGAUUCAUGGCAUCAAAAUGGCGAUCUUUGUAACAGAUGCUUUUGUGACUAUGGUUUUAUCAAAUGCGAGAAAACUAUCUGUCCAGAAAUCAACUGUGAAUCCAAUGAAAUUAAGCAUCGCUCUUCUGGUGAAUGUUGUCCCAUUUGUGCAUCAUCUACACACUUCUCUUGUGACUAUGGUGGAUCAUUUUAUGAAUAUGGUUUUAUCAAAUGCGAGAAAACUAUCUGUCCAGAAAUCAACUGUGAAUCCAAUGAAAUUAAGCAUCGCUCUUCUGGUGAAUGUUGUCCCAUUUGUGCAUCAUCUACACACUUCUCUUGUGACUAUGGUGGAUCAUUUUAUGAAAACGGACAAAGCUGGAAUCCUGAUCCUUGUACAACUUGCCAGUGUAUUCAUGGUAAAAUGAAUUGCCACAAUGAAAGAUGCAUACCAUUGCAUUGUACAUCCGAUGAAAUUCCAUCAGUCGAUCCUGGACAAUGUUGUCCUAAAUGUAUACCACGACCAGCUACAUGCCUUGCUUUCGGAGAUCCACAUUACAGAACAUUUGAUGGGGCGAGUAUAAGUUUUCAAGGAACAUGCAGAUAUGUUCUGACCGCAGAUUGCUAUACUCAGAAAUUUUCCAUUGUAGUUGAAAAUAAUGAUCGAGGAUUUAAUGGGGUCUCUUGGACUCAUCGAGUGGUCCUUGUUUUGCAAAACGCAUCAGUUGAUCUGCGAGCUGGACCAUCUGUCUAUCUUCGUGGUAAAUUAAUUGAACAACUGCCAUAUUUUGAAAAACCAGUUCUAUAUGUUGAAAAAACUGGUACAUCCGUUUUAGUAACUACUGACGUUGGCGUUCAGGUAUUGUGGAAUGGUGAUGGCUUCGUGGAAGUUACUGUAUCUGGUAUAUAUAGGGGCAAAACUUGUGGCCUUUGUGGAAAUUUCAAUUACUAUCCGGAAGAUGAUAUGAGAACACCAACCAACCAAACUGCGACAUCCGAAGCUAUGUUUGGGAACAGCUGGAAAUAUGGAGAGGUUCAACCAAGUGGCUGCACAGAAUCUGUGGACAUAGAUCCUUGCUCCAAAGGAGGUUAUCGAAUCAGAAAGAUGGCAAAUAAUAAAUGCUCCAUACUAAAAGCAUUCAUUGUUCUGAAGAAGAAGGCUUAGUGUUUGAUGAGUGUGGUCCACCAUGUUCGAGAACAUGCGAGAAUAUAAACAUGCCCAUAGAACUAUUAGCGUCUCAGUGUUUUAAGCCGUGCGUUCCUGGAUGCCAAUGUUCUGCAGAUAAAGUACUUCACAAUGGAAGAUGUAUUCGUCCAGAACGUUGCCCAUAAUUUGCAUAUUUUUCAUAUUGUAAUGUAAAUAAACGUUUUAUUUAAUACAGUG
Molecule: messenger RNA, 11939 nt
Organism: Parasteatoda tepidariorum (common house spider)
Lineage: Eukaryota; Metazoa; Arthropoda; Arachnida; Araneae; Theridiidae
Source: RefSeq, a predicted model, not a curated record